AUGGCAUCUGAAAGGUUGCAGACUAGGGACAAACUUGUGAAGUUUGGGGUCUGUGAGGAAGAUACUUGUAUGUUGUGUGAUGCUGGGAAAGAAGAUCAGCAACAUUUGUUCUUUGAGUGCAUCUACAGCAGGAAGUGCUUGCAAGCUAUUAAAGAGUGGCUGGGGAUUCAUACCACAUCCAGAAACAUAGUGCAGAUUCUGGAUUGGACUAGGAGGAGAUAUAGAGGUAGUAAUUUCAGAAGGAAGGUAGUCAGGGCUGGUAUUAUAGCUGUGGUGUACAAAAUAUGGCAAGAAAGAAAUAAUGUGCUGUGGAACUCACAAGUUCGAACUAUUGUUUCUGUUGUAAAUGAUGUAAAGUAUAUAGUAAAAGAAAGAGUUAGGACUAGAUUGGGGAAAAAAGUGAAAGAUAGAGAUGUUGUAUGGCUGCAGAGCCUAUAA
Molecule: messenger RNA, 438 nt
Organism: Beta vulgaris subsp. vulgaris (sugar beet)
Lineage: Eukaryota; Viridiplantae; Streptophyta; Magnoliopsida; Caryophyllales; Amaranthaceae
Exons: 2
Coding region: 1-438 (145 amino acids)
Source: RefSeq, a predicted model, not a curated record